Akanthomyces muscarius is the source of this 1206-nucleotide messenger RNA. RefSeq lists its product as uncharacterized. NCBI's taxonomy places the organism in Eukaryota, Fungi, Ascomycota, Sordariomycetes, Hypocreales, Cordycipitaceae. The coding region runs from base 1 to 1206 and encodes 401 amino acids. The transcript has 2 exons. The record is from RefSeq and is a predicted model, not a curated record.
AUGCAUCAAAGCACGAUGCGUGUAGUCGGCCUUGCCGCCGCUCUACUUGCUGCUACAGCUACUGCUGUCCCUGUACACUGCGGUGCCGUCGACGCGCUGUGGCAAGACGAAGCCGCCGUGGUGGGCAACUUUCCCGAGUGCGAAUCCUACUAUGACAACACCAACCCCGAGCAGACUACCGAAAUUGACCCCGAUCACCCAGAGGUGGACCGACUUGCUCUUUGCAGUCGUGGACAAGACGCCGGUGACUUCGAGUGCCCUGGCGUCGACAAGCGCGAUGAGCUUGAGGCUAGAAUCGUCCCAAUUGUUGUCUGCCGACGUGGCGUCCGACCGGUUGGAUUCAAAUGCUCCGGUGCUGGUAGGCGUGCUGCGCCCCCCUGGGGCGGGAUCGGCAACAAGCCUCCCAUUUUCCAAAAUGCUGCAUCCGCCGACAACGAGAAGCGCUUGCCACCUGUGGUUGGUAACAAGCCACCCAUUUUCCAGGACGUUGUCUCAUCCACAGAAAACGAGAAGCGUGGUGCCCCCCCCGUCAUUGGCAACAAGCCUCCGAUUUUCAACGACGCUGAGGUUACCGGCGAUGACAGGCGUGAUGAGCAACAUGUUGAGGGCAACUGGCCUCCCCACAAGCGCGCAGAGCAGAACACCGAGGGCAACUGGCCUCCUCGUGUCAAGCUGGAGGCCACCGAGGAUGCCGCCGCCACCCCUCCCCACGGCAACUGGCCUCCUCAUAAGCGCUCAGAACAGAACACUGAGGGCAACUGGCCCCCUCGCAUCAAGGCGGAAGCCACUGAGGAUGCCGCCGCCAGCCCUCCUCAUGAGCGCUCGGAACAAAAUGUUGAGGGCAACUGGCCCCCUCAUAAGCGCUCGGAACAAGACGUUGAGGGCAACUGGCCCCCUCACAAGCGUGGCAACUGGCCUCACAUCAAACCGGAAGUCGUCGAGGAUGCUGCCGCCGCCCCUCCCCACGGCAACUGGCCUCCUCAUAAGCGCUCGGAACAAAACGUCGAGGGUAACUGGCCCCCUCACAAGCGAGCAGAGCAGAACAGUGAGGGCAACUGGCCUCCUCGCGUCAAGCCAGAGGCCGCCGAGGCCGCCGAGGCCGCUGCCGCCACCCCUCCCCACGGUAACUGGCCCCCUCACAAGCGCGGGAACUGGCCUCCUCACAUCAAGCCCGAGGCUGAAGCCAACGACGAUCUCAAGGAGUAG